Selaginella moellendorffii is the source of this 1050-nucleotide messenger RNA. Its product is annotated as ribosomal RNA processing protein 1 homolog. The record is from RefSeq and is a predicted model, not a curated record. NCBI's taxonomy places the organism in Eukaryota, Viridiplantae, Streptophyta, Lycopodiopsida, Selaginellales, Selaginellaceae. Gene Ontology annotation, molecular function: DNA binding. The transcript is spliced from 3 exons. Bases 1 to 978 code for a protein of 325 amino acids.
AUGGGAAAUAGUCUCGAUCGGGCGCUCGGCGCGGAGGAAGAGCUAGAGGUGAAAGCAAGCGUUGUGAUUCGGAGGAAGAGCUUGACGAAGAAAGAUGGAGGAGGCGAGCAUGGCUGGAAUUUGCGAGUGAAGAGUGUGGGCGACGGUGGUGGCGAUCCCGACGCGAACUAUCGCCAUCUCCAAGCGCAGCAUCGAGAGGUAGACGAGGGAGAGGACCCGGAGGAAGAGAAAGAGGGCGACGAUGACGAGGAGGGUGAUGGCGAUUACGAUGAUCGCCAUAGCCAGCACGAGCAGCUGGAGCUUCUCCAAAGGUUUCGCCCGGGGGGAGACGAGGAGGAGGAGGAGGAGUACGAGGAAGAGGAAGAGGCGGAGAAGGAAAAAGCACCGAGGAGGAAGAGGCGGAGGAGCGGCGGCGGCGGUGCCAAGAACCGGGCGGCGGCGAGCUUGGACUCCAGCUCCAAAGUCUCGGGAGAUGACGACAGUGCGUCGCCGCCAGCCAGGAAACGCGCAAAGGGGAAUGGCAGGCCGUCGAGCGUGACGAUCUGCAGCGACACGGACAAGCCCAGCAUCGACAUCAAGAUCACCAGGUCGCAUUUGUCGCCCAGCUUCACUCUGAACUUGCCCCCAGGAUUCGUGCGCGCGCACAUCAACAUCGGGAUGCAGUACCGCGUGAUCAAUGGCGGGAGCUGCCAAUCGCUGAGCGUGCACAGCUCCGGGAGGAGAUUCAUGGUGAAGCGCCAUGAAUGGAGGCAGUUUGUGGAGGAUCAAGAGCUCGAGACUGGCGAUCUCGUGCAUCUGGAGGUGUUUGGAGGCAAUCGCGUGAUCAAGAUGGAGGUUUUCAAGAGCAGUGGCACCAGCAAAGCUAUCCUCUUCGACGAAGAUCCAGAUCAUGUGGAUUCGGAGGAAGGGGAGCUGGAAGAACUGAUCUUUGCAAGUGCAAGAAAUGAUAGCAUUAUGGUACCAAUCCCAGUUGAUUGAUUGGUAGACCUAUAAACCUUUGUAUACUUUUUCUCCUUACGUUUUAAAAGGGAUUUAAUGCGAGCGUGUAAA